AUGAGAGAAGAUGUACAAUCCAUAAUAGAUAAUAGUUUAUUGAAUGAGAACCAACAGCAACAGAUUGACGUACCGGAAUCCUUACCGCCUCCACCUGAGGCUUUAAUGAAAAAGAUCAAGAAGAAUUUGUUCCGUUUGGAUAAAAAUGGAAAUAAUAAGGAAGAUAAAGUUCUUAUAGUCGCUACCGCAAACUAUGGUAUGCGCAACCAUGUUUACAACUGGAUAGAAUCCUUGAAAAAGACAAAUGAGCAUAGGUUUCUCAUUUUUUGCUUCGAUCAAAAACUUUACGACCAUCUUGUACUUGCUGGCUAUGAAGCUCAUGCAACUUUAAUUCCUGACGUUUGGUUCCGUGAUCUUCAACUUGAAGCCGGCUUCAAAACAUAUUUCAGCCAAGAAUAUCGGGUAAUCACUCAUGCCAAAACAUUAGUAGUGCAGCAACUUCUUUAUCUGGACAUCCAUGUCUUUUUUAGCGAUGUCGAUGUCAUUUGGCUUCGAAAACGAAUGGUAGAUUAUGUUACUACUUUGAUGGAUUUGCGACAAGAGACACAUGUAUUAUUUCAGCAAGAAGGCUUGAAUCAGCAAGAAGUGAAUACUGGGUUUUAUUUGAUGCGACCGACGUUGGAAAUGAAGAAAUUAUUGGCAGAGACUAUUCAAAUUCAAGAUGCGGGGGAAAAGACACAACAAGGAGCCAUGAAUGCUGCCUUAAACCAUUUAGAUAUGGAUUUAAGAACCACAUCAAUUGUAUUACUAGACAUUCUGCAUUUUCCAAAUGGUUUUGCAUAUUUUGAUAACGAUUUACCAAAUAAGCAUGGUAUUCAACCAUAUAUUGUUCAUGCAAAUUAUUUGGUGGGAGAAGAUAAAAAGACAAGAUUAAUAGAACAAGGGUUUUGGUAUCUUAAUGAUACUUGGCUGGGACAAAUAGACGCCGUUUUAGAAGAGAAAUACGAAACAGAGCAACAACAGCAUCGAAAAAAGGCUAUAACGAGGCCUAAAAAUGCAACUAGUGCAAAACAAAAGUCGAGGAAGAAAACACACUAA
Messenger RNA from Mycotypha africana, 1038 nucleotides. Its product is annotated as nucleotide-diphospho-sugar transferase-domain-containing protein. The transcript has 2 exons. Bases 1 to 1038 code for a protein of 345 amino acids. Gene Ontology annotation, cellular component: Golgi apparatus. Gene Ontology annotation, molecular function: glycosyltransferase activity. NCBI's taxonomy places the organism in Eukaryota, Fungi, Mucoromycota, Mucoromycetes, Mucorales, Mycotyphaceae. The record is from RefSeq and is a predicted model, not a curated record.